UUGUAUCUGCAUCGAUCGUUAUCUCCCUCAAAAUUUUCAUCAGCUUUUAUUGAUCAAAGUCCAAAGAGACGAGAGCUAGCAGAUCAUCAGGCUACAGCUUUGUGAUAAUAUGGGUUUUCUUACAGUAAUUGCUAAACGUCUAGAUGCAAUAGUCGGGCCUGGUGUAAUGCUUCUUUAUCCAUUAUAUGCCUCAAUCAGAGCAAUAGAAAGUCCUUCCAUGGUAGAUGACCAGCAGUGGUUAACCUAUUGGAUUAUAUAUUCCUUCAUAACCCUAUUUGAGCUCUCAUUUUGGAAUAUCCUCGCUUGGCUUCCAUUUUGGUCAUACAUGAAGCUCUUAUUUUGCAUGUGGUUGGUGCUACCGAUAUUUAACGGAGCAGCUUAUAUCUAUGAAAAACAUAUUCGAAAAUACAUAAAGCUGGGUGGGUUUGUGGGCUCAAAUUAUACAGAGUAUCAAAGGAAGAUCCUCCAGAUGAUCAGCUUUGACGCCAGGAAAAACGUAGCUGAAUACGUUGAUAAGCAUGGAUGGCCUGCGUUUGAGCGAAUUAUCAAAGUGGUAAUUAUUGUUUUGUUGCUCAACAAUUCAUUCACAUAAGUUCUUCGUUGCUCAACCUGAUUAGUUAAUUGUUUUUCUGUUCUUUGAACUGCUUUUUUUCAGGCCGAAAGAGAAGCAAAGAAACCUUGAAGCCUAUCAUGUUAAUUUGUUUAAUAUAUCAAUGUAAUUGGCUUUCCAUUUUAUCACUAAUGAUUGUCAAACAAUAUUACAAGUUUAAUUUGCAUAGAUAUCAAACAAGAAAUAUGAAAAAUUUGGCUCAAGGAGCAUUGUAUCUGACAUUCUCAAUAAAAAGCUAGCAUUUAUG
This is a messenger RNA of Durio zibethinus, 857 nucleotides long. NCBI's taxonomy places the organism in Eukaryota, Viridiplantae, Streptophyta, Magnoliopsida, Malvales, Malvaceae. The record is from RefSeq and is a predicted model, not a curated record.